AUGUCAAAACAAGCUGAGUUAUGCGACCAAACUCCAUUUGAGCUCAUUUCUAUCUUAAAUGAACUUAUUGACUCAGAAAAUUUUGAUGGCAUGACUAUAAUGUUGCAAGAACUCGAAGAAGCUGGCUACGAAAAAUUUCAUCAAGUGCUCCUUAUGGCUUUUCAAAGACUCAUCAAUAGGAACUUUCUCACGAGAGCCUUAGAUUUAUUUACAAUUUUUCCAAUUUUGUGCUAUUAUGAAAAAAGCAUUGAAGGAUUUUUAGCAGAUUGUCUCUUUGAUUCUAUCUGCAGUGGCAAUGAAGAUAAGAUAAAAAAUUUGAUUGAUUGUUUUGGAAACUAUACAGCAGUAACUAACGCAUCAACACUCACUCAAAACUGAAGCCACAAGACAAGGAGGAGACAGAAGGUACCGGAAGGACACUCGUAAGAGGGAUAGAUCCUCUGGGCUGGAGUCGAAAAGCAGUAGAACCUCCUAUAAGGGAGGGUCUUUGGUGACUGCAUCACCAAUAUUACUAGCGCCUGACUUUUAAUAAUCCUAAUCUUAACGCAUCAAAUUAUAAUUUAUUUGAAUAUGCUGUGGUUUUGGGGAAAUUUGAAAUGGCCAAAAUGAUUAGAGAAACACUGGGGGUUACAAGUAAUGAAGGAUUUUUAUUGAUCAGAGCAGCAAGAUUAGGAAAAGUUGAAAUUUUAGAAUACUUGUGAAAAGAGAUAGGGAUGUAUACAACACAAACUGAUUUAUUGCUGAGAUACGCGAUUAAAUCAGGGUCUCUAGAUACCUUAAAGUUUAUUCGCUUUGAAAUUGGAAUAGUUGAUUACAGAGAGUCUGAAAUCCUUGAAAUUGCCAUCUAUCAAGCUAUAGAAACAGCAGAUUUCAAUAACUUGGAAUUUUUAUUGGUCUAUUUCAAAAUGAAUUUUAAUCCCAAAAAAAUUUUACCAAUGGGAGAUACAGAGCCCCCACCUAAGCACUGCUUAUAUGAAUCAAUGUGUAAAUUAGCUGUAAUGAACGAUACUGAUUUCAUUAGGUAUUGCUAUUAUGUUUUAAAAAUUGACUUUGCUACCUGCAACCCCAAAAGUGAAUGAGCAACUUAUUUAGAUCUGCUUAAAAUUUCAGUAAAAAAUUGAAACUUAAAGCUUCUUAAAAUUUUGAUAGAAGAGCUAGGACUAGUAACUCGGAUAAUCCCAGAUGUCCUAGGAGAGUGCUUGAUUUUCUAUAUUUUACAAUUUCCUGGUGAAGCCAAAGAUAAAAGGAAAUUUUUGGACUAUUAUUUGAAAUAUGAAACCAAAGAUAAUUUGAGAAGCAUCAAGGAUUUUCUCACCCCAGAAAUGAUUGCUAUGCUUCAAAAUGCAAAAAUGAAAAGCUCAGAUGCUUAUUCGAAAAAGGCGAAAUAUUAUACACAAGAUUAA
Messenger RNA from Blepharisma stoltei, 1403 nucleotides. Lineage: Eukaryota; Ciliophora; Heterotrichea; Heterotrichida; Blepharismidae. The record is from the annotation of a GenBank genome assembly.